Molecule: messenger RNA, 2778 nt
Organism: Arabidopsis thaliana (thale cress)
Lineage: Eukaryota; Viridiplantae; Streptophyta; Magnoliopsida; Brassicales; Brassicaceae
Gene: RDM1
Product: RNA-DIRECTED DNA METHYLATION 1
Exons: 2
Coding region: 2153-2644 (163 amino acids)
Biological process (GO): gene silencing by siRNA-directed DNA methylation
Cellular component (GO): nucleoplasm; nucleus
Source: RefSeq, marked reviewed
AAGACAUGAAAACUUGUGACAAAUUGAUUCAUUUCAUUUUAGUAAAGGUCACAUGAUUUGAGAUCUAACAUAGUAUAAGAGUAUCAUUCAACAGAAAGGAAAACAAAACUUUGAGCCAAGGCUCCAAAACUCUAAUCUCUACGAAACAGAUAAAGGACUGUGAGAAUCAAUCAUUGUUUUCGAUUGAACCAAACUCUGAAUCUUGAGUUUUGCUUCUGCCAUAUUUUUCUUCUCAAGCUCAUCUACCAACAUUUUGCAAGUGCUAUCUCUAGGAACCAUUCCUUUUCGUACUGCUUCCUCAAAGAACAAGCAAGCUUCUUCAACUUUCCCGCUCAUACAUAACCCUCUAAUGAGAAGAAUAUAUGUCGAAACAUCGAUACUAACAUCGUUUUUCACCAUGUGAUGCAAUAAUAUUCCAAGUAGCUUCAUUUUCUUCUUAUGGCAACACAUCUUCAACAAUGGAGCAUAAGUCUCAACGUUUGGACUACAUGAUUCCCCCUCCUCAUCCUCCAUCCUUUUAAGCAAACGUAGAGCCAUCUCAUCUCGUGAGUGAUGAAGCGCAGCGGAAAUCAUGGUAUUGUAGACUAAAACAUCACGACGAACUCCUUGAUUCGUCAUGUCCUCAAAUAUCUCAGCUGCAUCCUUAAACCUACCAGUCUUCGACAAAAUAUGUAUCAAUGAGCUAUAAAACUUAGCAUCAGGAACACAACCAUCUUCUUUCAUCUUCUCAUACACUCCUAAAGCUUCAGCUACUUGUUUAGAUUUACCCAAAGAAUGCAUCACAAUAGUAUAAGUCACAACAUUAGGAUUACACCCAUUCUCUCGCAUCUCUUCCAACAUUUCAUUAACCCUCCUAAAAUCCCCUUCCUUGCAAUAAGCUUCCACAAAGCUAGUGUAAGUAACAACAUCAGGAGUGAACUCAGUAACCUUCAUCAAAUCCAUCAUCGCUCUAGCAUCAUCAAAUUUCCGAGCUUUACAAAAACCGUGAAUCAAAAUGUUGAAUGUCCGCGCAUCCGGCUUGAUUGUAUCGAAAAGCUUCAGAAAAACUUCAUGAGCAUGCUCUAUACUAUUCUCUUUCACAAGUGCAUCCAUCAAACUGUUCAUAGCAAUAGUAUCUGUUUUCACACCAUAACUCUUCUCCAUCUCUAAAAAAGCAUCAACAGCUUUAUUAUAUUUCCCUGACUUGGCCAAUCUCCUCAUAACCUUACUCAUCGUAUCAAGCGUAACAAGCUUAGAUUCUUCAUUCUUGUUCAUCUCAUUGACUAAUUCCCACAUCAAAUCAAAAUUCCUACAUUUCCCCAACACAUCAACCAUUGCAUUAUAAGUAUGACCUGAAUGCACAUAACCUGUUUGUGAAUUUGCCCAAAUGAAAAACCCGUAAGCUUGAUUCCAACCAUUACUAAACCUUCUUAGAACUUGCAAAACCAAACUCUCUGUAACCACCACAUCGCAUUUACUCAACUCUUUAACAACAUCCUCAUGAGACGUGUCCUUCUUAUUCAAAAAGUCGCAAACUUUAUCAAUAUCUUCCACUGGUUUCUUCACUACAUUUCCCUCUGAGACUUGUUGACGACUAAACUUCUGGCUCUCGACCCAAUUCGCCAAAGAAGGGAUAACAAAAUCUUCAUCAUCUUUGGAAACCGAACUCGAUGAAGAAGAAGGCUUGUUUGAUAGAAAGUCUUUAAUCCAAGACGGUAGCUCCGGUGACUCUGCGGCAACAAUCGGCGACUCCUCUGCAGUGUUAUUCGUUACCAGAAACCUCCGUUGGAAGAUUCUCCGAGGUAAAGUAUACGAAACAAGCUUACUAAUCCUAAGCUUAGUGAGCAUUUUGUUCCGUUUGAAUCUAAACGCAGACUUCUCUCCUGUUUUUCCGAUCAAAGUUCGAAUCUUUUAGACCUAAAGCUUGCUGCUUUGUGCCGGGUCGGGUCGGUUCGUUAAUUGGUACAACCCCGGUUCGAUUUAAUUUAAUUUAGCGUUUAGAUUUUUGGUUUACCCCACAUCUGACAAGUGACGAUUUUUACUGACACGUGUACAAGUCAUUCUCUUCGUCUUCUUCCUCUAAAAACCCUAAUUUUAAGGAACCUCGUGUGGUCAUCGUCUUCGUACCUUUCUGCUUUCUACGCCGUCAAAAUCUAACUGCUCGACAGUGACCAUGCAAAGCUCAAUGACAAUGGAACUACGACCAUCAGGUGAUUCCGGUUCAUCUGACGUCGAUGCUGAGAUCAGCGAUGGCUUUUCACCGCUCGAUACUUCUCACAGAGACGUCGCUGAUGAAGGUUCGUUGCUGAGAAGAGCAGAGAUGUAUCAAGACUACAUGAAGCAAGUACCAAUCCCGACGAAUCGUGGCUCGUUGAUUCCGUUCACAAGCUGGGUUGGAUUAAGCAUUUCAAUGAAACAGCUUUAUGGUCAGCCUCUACAUUACCUCACGAAUGUUCUCUUACAACGAUGGGAUCAAUCACGAUUCGGUACUGAUUCUGAAGAACAGAGGUUGGAUUCUAUCAUUCAUCCUACUAAAGCUGAAGCUACUAUCUGGCUUGUUGAAGAGAUUCAUCGACUCACUCCUUCUCAUCUUCACAUGGCUCUUCUUUGGAGAUCUGAUCCUAUGUAUCACUCUUUCAUUGACCCAAUCUUUCCUGAGAAAUGAACAAGUUCUUGAAUUGUGAUGAACCAUCCUUUUUUGUAUCUACUUUUGCUUUUAGAAACCUUGUUCAAGCAUUGAAGCUUAUAUGUAUAAUUGCAGGGUCUUAUUCAAUAAAAUGUGAAUCUUCCUUUCCAUCU